Morchella sextelata is the source of this 2232-nucleotide messenger RNA. RefSeq lists its product as uncharacterized. NCBI's taxonomy places the organism in Eukaryota, Fungi, Ascomycota, Pezizomycetes, Pezizales, Morchellaceae. Bases 1 to 2232 code for a protein of 743 amino acids. Gene Ontology annotation, molecular function: exonuclease activity; nucleic acid binding. The transcript is spliced from 2 exons. The record is from RefSeq and is a predicted model, not a curated record. Gene Ontology annotation, cellular component: nucleus.
AUGUUCCGCCCGCUCACGCUCUGGCAGAACAUCCCCUGCCCGGCGCUCGACGCCCGCGGCAGCUGCACCGUGACGCACUGCCUCUUCUCGCACGCCCUGUCACGCCCGACCGCGCCCCCGCCGCCCGCAGCCUCACCGCCUCCACCUCAACCCCCCGCAGACCCCAACAGUGCCACCCGCACACCUCCGCCACCAGCAGCGCUCUCCGGCGACCCCCGCCUCCGGAAGAUCAUCGAAGCCAACACCAACCCCAACCCCAACCCCAACCCCGCCGACAGCGACGACAGACGCGACUACAAGCGCCGCCGGGUCCUCGACGACACCGCCGCACCACCGGGCCCCGACUCCGCCGCCAACACCGCGGACAGCACCCAGCCGCCGGCAGUGAAGCGCACAAAGACAAAGGUCGAGACCGCGGGUUCGGCGCUGGGCGCGCCGAGGUCGAUCCUCAAGAAGAGCCCGCCCGCUGCGUCUGCGUCUGCGUCUGCGUCGGCAGCGGUGCCAAAGACUACGAACGGGACGAGUGCCGGGAAGGGCGCGCCGGCGAAAACUACCCAGCCCGCUAAAUCCGAGGCGGAUGCGAAGCCAUUGUCGCUGAACCCACGGCUCGUGCCGUCGUCGCCAGCGACACACGCGGUGCGGCUGCAGCUACUAACGCUGCUGCACGCCGAGUACGUGCGGCUUCACGCCGGCAGCGGGGACGCGGACGUGGACGCGGGCGCGGACGCACAGAUGCUACUCGGGCUGGCGCUGGACGAGGAGGAGCGCGUGGCGCGCGAGAUGCGCAGCAUCUACACGCAGGCCAUGAAGAAGCGGAUCGUGAAGCUCAAGAACAGCAGCGCGGGCGAGUUUGCGGCGGAGCAGGAGAAGAAGCGGCAGCGGGCUGCUGCGCGCAAGGAGGAGGAGGAGGAGGAGAAGGAGCGGGCCAAGGGGGUGAAGGCGGCGGCGGCGGGCGGGAAGGUGGUGGACCACGGGAUGGAUAAUGGGAAGCCGCCGCUGGAGACGGGGCUGACGCCCGCGGAGGAGCUGCAGGCGCUGGCGGGGCUGCUGCAGGAGCCGGCGCAGUUGAAGGGGUAUAAAUAUGUGCUUGAGCCGCCGACGGCGGGGGAGGUCGAGGCGGCGCUUAGGGGGGCUGAGGCUGCGGGCGGGUGGGAGGCGUGUGAUCGGUGCGGGAGCAGGUUCCAGGUCUUUGAUGGCAGGAGGGAGAGCGAUGGGCAGCUGGCCUCGGGGGGGAAGUGCACAUAUCACUGGGGCAGGGCCGCAUGGCCAUCACGCUCCAGCGCCAACCGCGCGCCCACAGACAGCGACAAGAUCUUCACCUGCUGCCGCCAGCGCGUCGGGCAGUCGGCGGGCUGCACAACCUGCGACAACCACGUCUACAAGAUCAGCGAGUCCAAGCGCCUGGCCUCGCUCUGGCAGUUCAUCAAGACGCCCCCCCGCCCCCAAAGCUCGCCACAGAGCAGCAAUGCAAAGGAGCCCAUCGAGCGCGCCCUCUGCCUCGACUGCGAGAUGUGCUACACCACCCACGGCAUGGAGCUCAUCCGCCUCACGGCCACGGCCUUCCCCUCCGGCGCCACCGUCAUCGACGCCCUCGUGCGCCCCGCCGGCGGCAUCCUCGACCUCAACUCGCGCUACUCGGGCGUCUUCCCGUCGCAGCUUAUGGCCGCCACGCCGCACGUGCGCCUCCCCUACCCGCCCACGCCCACCUCCCACACCGCCUACAUCAACCCCACCGCCACCGCCGCCGCCGCCGCCGCCGCUGGGGUCGAGGCGCCGCCGUUGCAGAUCCUGCCGUCGCCGCAGGCGGCGCGCGAGCUGCUGCUGAGCUAUGUUGACGCGGAGACGCCGCUGCUGGGCCAUGCGCUGGAGAAUGAUUUGGGCGUGCUGAGGCUGUGUCAUGGGGCGGUUGUGGAUACGGCGGUGCUGUUCCCGCAUGCGAGGGGGCUGCCGAUGAGGAACAAGUUGAAGUAUCUUGUGGAGAGGUAUUUGGAGAGGAGGAUACAGGUGGAGGAGGAUGAGGCGCGGGGGCAUGAUUCGGCGGUGGAUGCGAGGUGUGCGGGGGAGCUGGUGAGGUGGAGGGUUAGGGAGGGGGUGGUGCUGGAGAGGGGGAGGAGGGAGGGGGGGAUGGGGGUGGGGGGGAUGGGGGUGGGGUUGGCGGUGGGGAAGAAGGAGGGGGUGGGGAAGAAAGGGGGUGGGGGAAAAGAUGGAGGUGGGGAGGCGGGAGGGGGGUAG